This is a messenger RNA of Papilio machaon (common yellow swallowtail), 2923 nucleotides long. It is a transcript of the gene Plap, whose product is annotated as phospholipase A-2-activating protein. The record is from RefSeq and is a predicted model, not a curated record. NCBI's taxonomy places the organism in Eukaryota, Metazoa, Arthropoda, Insecta, Lepidoptera, Papilionidae. Gene Ontology annotation, biological process: proteasome-mediated ubiquitin-dependent protein catabolic process; ubiquitin recycling. The transcript is spliced from 16 exons. Bases 107 to 2434 code for a protein of 775 amino acids. Gene Ontology annotation, molecular function: ubiquitin binding. Gene Ontology annotation, cellular component: nucleus; cytoplasm.
ACAUGACAACUUAUUCGGCCAUUGUUGUUCAAUGUUCAUAGCGAAAAAGCGAUUUGCCGUUAUUUGAUCUUUGUGCUUAUUUUGUUCUCAUAAUUCAUAGUUUCCGAUGGCUAUACCUGAUUAUAAACUUAGUACUGUAUUGUGUGGGCACUCACUUGAUGUGCGAUGUGUAGCAAUAACCAAAGAAUCUUGUAUUUUGUCAGGCUCCCGUGAUAGAACUGCAAAAUUAUGGCACCCGGAAGGAGUGAAAGAUUUUGUAAAUGUUGUUUCAUACAAAGGCCACAACAACUUUGUAUCAUGUGUGUGCUGGUUCUCACCUUGUGAAGCUUUUCCUGACGGUCUUGUUAUAACAGGCAGCAAUGACAAUACAAUUAUUGGUUAUAAUUUACAAGAUGGAACAAUUCUUAUAACUUUAAAAGGGCAUGAGAAUGCUGUGUGCAGUAUUGCAACUAGCCGAGAUUCAGGAAUACUUCUAAGUUCAAGUUGGGAUAAUACUGCAAAGGUAUGGAAUAUCAACAAUAUUCAUUCAGAACCUCUAACACUCAAAGGCCAUCAAGCUGCGGUGUGGGCAAUAGUUGAACUUGGUAAUGGGACAUAUGCAACUGCAUCAGCAGAUAAAACUAUUAAGCUAUGGAAGAAAGAUGGUAGUGGCAUAUCAACUUUAACAGGUCACACGGAUUGUGUGCGAGGUCUGGCUGUGGCUACUUCCGAGGUAUUUCUAAGUUGUUCCAAUGAUGCCACUGUCAGAUUGUGGACUAAUAAAGGAGAACGACUUAAUACUUACUAUGGACACUCUAAUUAUAUUUAUAGUAUCUGUAUUAAUCCUGGGGUGCCCAACAGCUUCACAACAUGUGGUGAAGAUGGUACUGUGAGACUGUGGUCUAACGGAGAUUGUGUCAGAGAGAUACACCUUCCGGUGCAGUCCGUUUGGAGUGUCACAUGUUUGGAUAAUGGAGAUAUUGUUACAGGAUCUAGUGAUGGUGUGAUCCGGGUAUUUACCAAGGAUCCAGCAAGGUAUGCUGAUGAAGCAACUAUCAAAGCAUUUGAGGAGGAAGUUGAGAAAAUGCAGUUUGCUGCCAAACAAGAAAUCGGAGGCUAUAAACUUUCUGAUAUACCCGGACCAGAAGUAUUGUUAGAAGCAGGCAAGACAGACGGACAGACAAAGUUAGUUAGACGUGGCACUAACGUCAAAUGUUACUCUUGGAGCGCCGCCGAGUGUACCUGGAAUGAAGUCGGUGAUGUGAUGGGAGCGCAGCCUCCCACCGAGGGCAAGACUAUGUACCAGGGAAAGGAAUACGACUAUGUAUUCAGUGUUGAUAUCAAAGAUGGCGCACCCCCAAUUAAGCUACCAUUCAACAAGACUGAGGAUCCUUGGGUAGCGGCACAAGCCUUCAUACAUAAAAAUGAUCUACCCCAAGUGUACUUAGAACAAGUAGCAAAUUUCAUAAUAACUAAUGCGAAAUUAAACACGCUUCCUACGCCCAGUAACGGUUACGCAGAUCCGUUUACUGGCGAAUCUCGCUACGUACCAGGAUCAGGUCCAACAACGAGAACUGUCACCGCUAUGGACCCAUUUACCGGCGCAGGCGCAUAUACAACUGCAGCAGCCUCUAACACCUCGGUGACAACUGUCAGUGACAAGCGGUACAUACCUCAUGAUGCUUAUAUCAGAUUCGAUCAAGCAAACCUAAAAGCAAUAUAUGAUAAGUUAAAAGAAUUCAACAGUAAAACUGGUGAUGGUAACAAUUCAUUCACAGACGAGCAACUAGAAAGUAUUGUUAAAUUAGGUGAAAUGAAUAGUUCAUUCAAUCCUGAUACAAUCAGUUUAUUGAAAAAAAUGCUGGAAUGGCCAAAAGAAAUUCUGUUCCCCGUAUUAGAUGUGACGAGGUUAGCUAUAAGAAGAAAGGAUAUCAACGGACAGAUAUUUGACACAACUUAUGGACCUAACUUUGUCAAAUAUCUCCUCUCCUUACUUAAUCCAGAUAAUUUAGCGGCUAACCAAAUGCUUGCGAUGCGUGUGUUGGUGAAUGCGUUCAGUGAUCUCGCGGGUGAGAUGCUGGUGCUGGCGGCGCGCGAGAGCCUCGUACACUGCAUCAUAUGUCUCACGCAUCUCAACAACAAUGCACAGAUCGCAGCGGCGUCCCUGUUACUGAAUCUGUCUGUGGCGCUCGCGCAGCAACCAGAUAUUGCGGAACUCGUCGACUGUAUACUACAUCUGCUCAACAGACUUACAGAUAAUGAAGCUUAUUUCAGAGGUUUAGUGGCACUGGGAACACUUCUAGCUGAAUCCCCACAAAAACUUCCAAUACAAACGAAAAUUGUCUCCAACACUCAGUUACACAAUAGACUGAAGAAAGAUUGCAACAAUUCGACAAGUGAUGCCAAUCUUAAGAAAAUAUCAAUGUGUUCCCAAGAAAUUAUCAAAUUAUUAUGAAGUUUUCAUAAAAAUAUUUAUAAUAUGAUUGAAUCUUACUUUUAUAUUCCAGCUAUUUUGAAUGCACUCGCUAGCUGACAUUAUUUAGCUAUGAAUUUGAAAUUUUUUCAUUAUUUAUCAUACAGUAAAAACCGGUUAUGACAACAUUGAAGGAGCUCGGCCAUAUUCAGUCGCAAUAACCGAUAUCCUCUGGACAUGUUCCUUUGAAAUGACAACUUUUGCUACCUUGCGACUUAAAAACGCUAGUUACUGCCGAUAUCUAAUAUUUCAAAAUGGCGAAACUGAAUUAGGCACAAAAUACUACAUCUCAUAGCCUAUCCAGUGGAGGUCAAUAUUUAUAAGGCAGUUAUGGUUCGGCCAGGAUCUUUGGUUUUGUUAGUUUCCGGUUUUUACUACAUUUGCUGUAUAUUGCAACACCUCUAUGGUUGCCAGCUUUUAAUAGUUCAAAUGGUAAUAGGUAAAUAAAAAAGUUUUUGUUUUUAAAUAUUU